Messenger RNA from Acanthochromis polyacanthus (spiny chromis), 7084 nucleotides. It is a transcript of the gene camk2g2, whose product is annotated as calcium/calmodulin-dependent protein kinase (CaM kinase) II gamma 2. Gene Ontology annotation, cellular component: cytoplasm; neuron projection. Lineage: Eukaryota; Metazoa; Chordata; Actinopteri; Pomacentridae. Gene Ontology annotation, biological process: protein phosphorylation. Gene Ontology annotation, molecular function: calmodulin binding; ATP binding; calcium/calmodulin-dependent protein kinase activity. The record is from RefSeq and is a predicted model, not a curated record. The coding region runs from base 201 to 1832 and encodes 543 amino acids. The transcript has 21 exons.
UACAGCUCACCCUCUCUCUCCUCUCUCUGAGCUCGAGCCUCUCUUCCCUCUCUGAGCCUGCACGAGCUCUCCUCCUCCUCCCUGAACCAAAACCUGCGCGAGGCGGCCACUGAAGCGCGAGGCGUUUAGUGUUUGUCUCUCCCUCCUCCUCCUCCCUCUUUCUUCUUCUUCUUCUCCCCUCCGGUCCGGUUCGGUCCAACAUGGCUACAGUCGUAACCUCGACCCGAUUCACGGACGAAUAUCAGCUGUACGAGGAACUCGGAAAGGGUGCCUUCUCCGUCGUCCGCCGAUGCGUCAAGAAGUCCACCGGUCAGGAGUACGCUGCUAAAAUCAUCAACACAAAAAAGCUCUCGGCCAGAGAUCACCAGAAACUGGAGCGGGAGGCGAGGAUCUGCCGUCUGCUGAAACAUCCAAACAUAGUACGACUCCAUGACAGCAUCUCAGAGGAAGGCUUCCACUACCUUGUCUUUGACCUUGUCACUGGAGGAGAGCUGUUUGAGGACAUCGUUGCAAGAGAGUAUUACAGCGAGGCAGAUGCCAGCCACUGCAUCAAUCAGAUCCUGGAGAGCGUCAGUCACAUCCACCAGCACGAUAUCGUUCACCGCGACCUCAAGCCGGAGAACCUGCUCCUGGCCAGUAAGAUGAAGGGAGCAGCGGUGAAGCUCGCAGAUUUUGGUCUGGCCAUCGAGGUUCAGGGGGACCAGCAGGCAUGGUUUGGUUUUGCCGGAACUCCAGGGUAUCUUUCCCCAGAGGUGUUGAGAAAGGACCCGUAUGGGAAGCCAGUGGACAUAUGGGCGUGUGGUGUGAUCCUGUACAUCUUACUGGUGGGCUACCCUCCCUUCUGGGACGAGGACCAGCACAAACUGUACCAACAAAUCAAAGCCGGCGCGUAUGACUUUCCUUCCCCAGAGUGGGACACAGUGACCCCCGAGGCCAAGAAUCUGAUCAAUCAGAUGCUAACGAUUAACCCUGCCAAAAGAAUCACUGCCGACCAGGCCCUCAAGCAUCCCUGGGUCUGCCAACGCUCCACCGUGGCCUCCAUGAUGCACCGUCAAGAGACUGUCGAAUGUCUGCGCAAGUUCAACGCCAGGAGGAAACUUAAAGGAGCUAUUCUCACAACGAUGCUGGUGUCCAGGAACUUUUCAGUGGGACGGCAGCAUACCAGCCCUGCCGCUACCACCAGCACGGCCGCAAUGGCACAGGAAGCGUGCAAAACCUUACUAAACAAAAAGUCGGACGGUGUGAAGUCGCAGGGAACCAACAGUAAAAACAGUGUAGUAAGCAGCAGCAGCACCAAAGACAGCAGCAUGUCAUCUUCAGCUCCAAUGGAAGCCCAGACAACUGUUGUACACAACCCAGCUGACGGCACCAAGGGCUCCACAGAGAGCUGCAACAACACAGAAGAGGAGGAGAUGAAAGGUAGGAAAGCUCGUAAACAGGAGAUAAUAAAGAUGACAGAGCAGCUGAUUGAAGCCAUCAACAACGGAGACUUUGAGGCUUACACGAGAAUCUGCGACCCUGGACUGACUUCUUUUGAGCCAGAGGCCCUCGGAAACCUGGUGGAGGGGAUGGACUUCCACAAGUUCUACUUUGAGAACCUUCUGAGUAAAAACAGCAAGCCGGUGCACACCACCAUCCUCAACCCUCACGUCCAUCUGAUCGGUGAGGACGCCGCCUGCAUCGCCUACAUCCGCCUGACGCAGUACAUGGACAGCCAGGGACGGCCGCGCUCCUGCCAGUCAGAGGAGACGCGCGUUUGGCAUCGCCGCGACGCCAAGUGGCUCAACGUUCACUUCCACUGUUCAGGAGCGCCGGCAGCACCCCUGCAGUGAACUGACAAGCCAGGCAAGCUUUGCCUGAACUCUGAAGCUUUUUGGAGCAUUUAUCCUCCGUGGUCGGAGUGGUGCCGGGAUCCUGGCUGGGAAGAGGCUGCUUGGAAAACACAAAAGUUGGAAAAAUACAUUACAGUUUAAAAAAAAAAAAAAAAAACACAAACACAAACCAAAAAAAAACAAACAAAAAAAAGCAUAUUUCAAAAGCUUGAGUGAAUGACCGACCACACCGAGCAACACCAAUCCAGUCCAACCCUAGCUAGAUGAUGUUGGGGCCCGGCGGAUGUCAACCCCUGCUUGGAGAUGGUGCAUGCUUCUGGUGGCAACACAGGGGUGAUGCUGUCCUGCUCCUUUCCUCCCAUGGCCUCCCCCCCCCGUCUUUGUUUUGUCUGCCGUGUGGAAAAGUAUUAACGUGUUAAAAAAUAUAUAUAACAACUGAAAACACUUCACACACUUAGUGCGUAUGACUGGGGCAGCAUCUGGAACAAUGUGAGUUGUUUUUGUCUCGACGGAGCAGCAGAAAGUCGACUUUAUUACAGGUGUUGUUUGUUUUACACUUUACAGGUUUAUGCGGGUGGGGAGCAACUAAUAUCUACUCAAUAUCAGAAUUUAACAACAUUUUCAGUGUCCGCUUUGAUCUGACAUGAUGUUUUAAAGGGUUUAGGCGUUUGAUGUGUUACUGAAGGGACCCUUAUUUUUAUUUUGUCUUUUUGUAUCAUGUGUUUUGUUUUAUCCCCUGAAGGAGGGAUAAUAUUUUAAAGUAUUUUGUGUUGAGUAAUUUUUAAUCAAAAGGGGAUUUUAUUUAACAGAAUUGUGUAUAAACAGAUAUUUAUAUAGGAGGGAAACGUUCUUUGCUUUCAGGGUGUAGGGAGGGGAUUUUGGCAUGAGAGUGGGUCUUUUUCUUCCUGUUUUGAUGUCCUGAGGUGUAAAUAAUAAAAAACAUAUCCACACACAACCUGCAUGAACACACACUGUGCUCCAGCCUUUGAGGUCGAGCCUCUCCGGAGCUUCAGACGGCGUCCAGGCCAGCUCAUCCUGAAGUUGCAGAAGGUCUCCAUCUGUCCGCCCUGCGGUGUUUGAACACUAGGUGGCGCCGUCAGUUAGAAGUCUAGAGCUCCUCACGUUUGACGACCAAAUCUGAAAGCACGGACACUCUCACGCCAACUUCUUACUUUUCUUUUGUUUUUCUGUGUUUUUUGCCGUGAAGCAUGAUAACUGAACUAUCUAAUGGCCUGUACUGUUUUUGCACAGACACUUACGACUCGAUGCUGUUGUGUUUGCUCUUCCGAGGGAGUGAACCUUUCUGCAACUUCAGGUUACGCUCGCCAAAAUCCUUCCCUUCCACCCUACCUCUGCCCCUCUACUUCAUCAUUCCUGCCUCUCCGGGUGUCGUGACCUUCGCUGAUCAGCCCCAUUACUGUCGUAGUAGCGCCACGCCGUGUGAUGAUGAUGAUGUCACCCUAAACGCCUGUCUCUUGUUCUGACUGUGUUCCUAAAAGUUUGUGUAUCGUCCGUCUUGGCUUGCUGUACUUCGGUGUGAAGUCCUGGCUAUAAAAAGCAUGUUAAAAAGGAAAUCCAUGCCGAGGGAUUGGACACAAAAAAAAAAGGCAUGACGGGGAGAGGGCGACGCCGUCUGGAGGGCUGUGGGACCUUUGCUGAUGGCAAUCAAUGAUUUGGUCCCUUCUGUCAGUUUUUGUUGUAAAUGUUGUAGUUGUCAGUGUUUUGAUGUUGAUAUUUUUAUCAGUUGUUUUAGCCAGAACUUUAAAGAAUAUAUUAGAGGGGUUGAAAUGAAUGGAGACUGCCACAACUAUUUUUAAAAACGCCCCUCACUCACUGAUCGAUGCGCAAUCUUGAGACAAAAUCCUUUGCUAUUGGAAGUCACAGCAUCAUAUAAGCACAGGAGGUGAACGAUUCUCCCUUUAAAAGAGGACUAAACAUAUCUGUGUGUCAGUGGUUCCACUUUGCAGCACUGUUUUUUCACUGUUGUAGAACCUUGUGAGUGUGUGACUUUGUACCUGUGGAGGGGUGAGGCUUGCCGUCCGUCCCGUCUCUGUGCUACGCUGCUCCAUCGUAACUCGUGCACUACGUAGGCUGUUGCUGCUGCUUCUGUUCGAGCAGAAACCACAAAGAUGCUUCAGAACAUCACAUAUCAUGUCUGUGUACCGACACCUUGAAGCAAACUUUAAAAGAACAACGUUGUGAAUCAUACGUGACCCCGUCCUCCUGUAUCAGCCGCCUGUGCUGUGACAUAUCUGACACGCCAUGAAAACUGUGCCCCCCCCCCCCCCUACACUUUUUGCACCAUGACGACGCGUUGUAAAACCAGUACUGAAACUAUGUGAUGUUUUUUAUGGUUCUAAGUAGUUCUGUUCGUGCUGUGGGCGCCGGCCCAGUUGUCUGUUGAUGCCACCGUUCUGACCAGAUGCUUUUCUUUCAUUGUGCGUUUCCACACAGUCAUGGGAAUGUCGACAGGGAAAAGUGAGACGCAGUUGAACUUCAGGGGUUAUCUAAAAAGCAGGGGGACUGAUUUGGGGGAGAACAGGUUUGCCAAAGUUUUUGGACAGUUGAUAUUAGAGUUUUUGAUUAAAAGGAAGCUAAAACGUCAACAUGUUGAGAUGUAGUAGCAGGAAAAACAAAGAUGUAAACAUAAACAGGGGCAUUAACCCUCCUGUCGUCGUCAUUUACGGGCACCAAAAAUAUUGUUUCCUUGUCUGAAAAAAAUUCAAAAAUUCAGCAAAAAAAAUUUCUGAAAAUUUGCAAAAAUCUUCAGGAAGAAAAUUCCAAUAAUUCCUUGAAAAUUUCCCUGGAAAGUUUUAUAUAAAGAAAAUCCCCUUGAAUUUGGCAAAAAGAAAAUGUUUGUAACUAUUUUCCAAAAAAUGAGUACAAAUUUUCCCAAAUAAAUCCUAAAAAUAUCUAAAGUGAUUACAUAUAUAUCAUUAAAAUCUACCAAAAUCCAGUGGAAUUUGCUGGAUUUUGUUAGGUUUGUUUUUCUUGAAUGUUCUUAAAGAAACAUUUUUUUAGCUUCUUUUUUCCACCAAAAAAUUUUCAAAAAUUUCCUGAAAAUGUUGAAAAUGUGGACAUCAGAAGUUUCACUGAGAAAAUAAUUUUUUUCUCCACAUUUUCAAACUUUAAAACGGGUCAAUUUUGACGUGCAGGACGACACGAGGGUUAAUAAUGGUGCAGCUUUCUGUUAUAAUGUUAAUUAUUACACCUCUGCUUGUCCUGUUAUUACAAAAAUCUGUUUGUGCUGAAGUGAACCCACUCACGCUUUUUUAGUUAGUUACCAAACAGUGAUUCUCAACCUUUUGUCUUGUGACACAUUUCAUCACACAGGUGAAACACGGGCCUAAAUAUGGAAAGAGUUUAUAAUAUAUCUCGUUAAAGACACUGUCGACUUUUAGUUAUUUUUUCCUCAUGUGGUGCAUGCGGGUAACACGAUACAUUCCUGCUGAUGGUUUCAGGUUAUUCCAUCCAUCUACAGGUGGUAAAAACAAGCCUAGAUCUGUAGCAAAGCGCCAACAAAGGCAGUGAAGAAGGUGGCUGUCAGUAAGUCAAUAUGGAUGCAAUUAUAGACUUGUAAGAAAUCUGGCUUUGAAGAUGUUUUGCUGAAGGAAAUGCAUUCGUUCAACAUGUUUAUUAAUGUUAAGAAUAUGUUGGAUAGUUGUUGUUUUUUUUGUAGAGAUACUGAACUCCACAUGACACCUUAAAUUUAUUUAUUCUACUCCAGGUUGGGAAUCACUGUUUGUUAAACCAUCACCAGGCCCUGCUGAGUUUUACUAAACGGCUACAACACAUCCAAUCUUGUGUGACAUGAGACAGUAAAAGGUAUUUCUCAUAUUUGACCUAUUAGCUGAGGAUCUGGGCGCUGAAUCUCAGUUUAUCAGUCAAAGAAAGACAGUUAUUAUGUUUUAUCUGCAAAUAAUUACUGAACUGACAGUCAGUGCCAGCAUUGAAUUAUUUUACUUUCAGAAUCAUCUGGGGCCGUUUAUCUGGUUGAAAUACACCUCAUACAGUACGAAUACCUUUUUUCAGGUGAAGCCUUAACUUGCCUCUCUUGAAAGAUGAAUUUUCAUGUUGUGUUUUGAUGUUAAAAUUUCUCACCAGUCCAAUUCAGCAUCUCGAUUUUUAUACAUCUGAAAAUAACCCUUAAAAUGACCAAUUUGAUUAUCGUAGAACCGGACAUGUGCACGUGCAGUAACAUCAUUUUGGCCACUUGGGGUCAGUAGAAACCAGAUGUGCUGCCUUGGUUUCAGGUUUUGAUCAGCUGAUAAUUGUAAUUCCAGCAUUGAUUUGAAAUCAUCUGUGCGAAUUUGUUAGAGGAAGUAAUCUUUUUAAAUUUGCUUUUGACACUGCACCGCUUCACGUUUUAAAGAGCUGAUUUCAAACCAGACAAACUUGGAUCUAAUGGUUUUAACUGUGAAACGUUUCAGUGCUGUAAAAUCAAAUCAGCAUCAAUAUAAAGUACGUCACAGUUCAGUGCUCAUUUGCUAAUAAAUGUAAAAUGAUAUUGGGAUGCAGUGUAGUUUAACAGUGUUUUAAUGUGACAGGGUAUGCUGUAAAUAAGAAAUGUGACCAAAUAUUAAUUAACUUCGGGAUGACUGCAGGAACUACCUAAAUACAAAUCACAGGAGCUGAAGUAGUUUGUCGUCUGUCGUUUUGCUGCAUCUACAUUUUUAUUUUUAAAAUGUGUGCAAAACUAAAACCAAACAGUUCAAACACUUUGGCAAAAGUCUAAUAUGCGUUAGCAGAAACUGGUGGGCCGAAAAGAUUCUUGGAACGCUGCAGAUGUUGGAAAAAGGAGAAUUUAAAAACCACAAUCUUUAACAGCAACACUAUAUAUGCAGUUUUACAAAUGGAAGAAAUAUGCAUGUCUACUUUCUGGUAAUUUUUCACUGUUUACUUGAUAAAGAAAUGGAAAUCUAUGUUACUUGCAUCCUCGAGGUUAUGAAAUGGCUGUCUGAGGUAUCCAAAUCCAGUGUUGUUAUCUCGCAUUAAAUGCAUAAAAGAUGAGCAAAAGCCUUAGCUUGUAUGUGGCCCUUUGAAGGUGAACUUACCGCAUUGUAACCUUCCGAGAAAAGGGGCCACGUAUGUCUAUACUAUCGGUUUCAAUUGGAUGCUGGAUUUUUGCAUGACCAUUAAUAAAAAGCAUACAUUAAAAACUAUCAAGUGUUUGUUUGGAUGGUUGUUCUUCAUAGCUUUGUUAUUACUGGAAAAUGAAAGAGUAUUUAAUAAAAAUAGCAUUUCAAAACGGA